AUGGCGGCCGACAUUGGUCACAUCGCCCAGCUGCUUGAUGCAACCCUCGAUCCGUCUCAGCACCGCAAAGCCGAGACGGCUCUCAAGCAGGAGGCUACCAAGCCCCAAUACUCUCUCAGCCUCCUCAACAUUGUCAACUCCGACUCUAUACCCUCCAAGACGCGACUCGCCGCCGCCCUCGCCUUCAAGAACUUCAUUCGAACAAAUUAUGUGGACGAGGAGGGCAACUACAAGCUGCCUCAAGAUGAGGUUCAGAUCAUCAAGGAGCGCCUGAUCGGCCUCAUGAUCUCAUCACCUGCCAACAUCCAGGCCCAGCUUGGUGACGCUAUUAGCGUUAUCGCAGACUCUGACUUCUGGAGGCGAUGGGAUACCCUUACUCAGGAACUUGUCAGCCGGUUCUCUGCCACAGACCCCAAGGUCAAUGUUGGCGUUCUCGAAGUCGCACACUCCAUCUUUGUCCGAUGGCGCCCUUUGUUCCGUACCGACGAGCUUUACAUGGAGAUCAACCACGUCAUCAGUACAUUUGGACAGGCCUUUGUUCAGCUUCUAGUGACAAUCGACAAGAAGAUCACCGAGAACAGCGACAAGAAGGAUGUUCUACAGGGCUGGUUUGAGGCUCUCGACCUGCAGAUCAAGAUUCUCUACGAUAUGUCCUGCCACGAUCUGCCUCCCAUCUUCGAGGAGAACCUCGCCAGCAUUUCCGAGCUGCUGCACAAGUACCUCACAUACUCCAACCCACUCUUGGAGACCGACGACGAAACCGAGACGAGCAUAGCAGACACCGUCAAGGCCGACAUCUGCGAGGUCCUCGAGCUUUACACUGUCAAGUUCGAUGAGGACUUCUCCAAGUACUGCCAGCCCUUUAUUGAGAAGGCCUGGAACCUCCUUUCGUCGACUGGUACCGAGACGAAGCACGACAUUGUUGUCAGCAAGGCUCUGCACUUUUUGACCGCUGUCGCCUCCACAAAGGAGCAUUCCGGAAUCUUCAAUAACGAGGAUGUCUUGACUCAGAUUGUCGAAAAGGUUAUCCUGCCCAACGUGGCGCUGCGCGAGUCUGACAUCGAGCUUUUUGAGGAUGAGCCCAUCGAGUUUAUUCGGAGGGAUCUCGAGGGUUCGGACACGGAUUCGAGACGACGAUCUGCUACCGACUUCCUGCGGAAGCUUCAGGAGCGCUUCGAGGCCCCCGUCACCACGGUGGUGUCCAAGUAUAUCAACCACUAUCUUGCCCAGGGCAAGUCUGACUGGAAAGCCAAGGACACUGCCAUCUACCUCUUCCUGUCCGUCGCAGCCAAGGGCGCCGUCACCGCCGCUCAAGGUGUCAAGACCGUCAACCCUCUUGUCAACGUGGUCGAGUUCUUUGAGCAGCACAUUGCCCAGGAUCUCAUCAACUCUGAGGGAGUUGAGCCCAUCUCAAAGGUGGACGCCAUCAAGUACCUCUACACUUUCCGCAGCCAGCUAUCCAAGGAGCAGUGGACAGUUGCUCUGGGCCCUCUGAUCCAGAACCUGAACUCGGACAACUACGUUGUCUACUCCUACGCUGCCAUUGCCGUCGAGCGUGUUCUGUUCCUUGCCGACGACGCUGGUAACGCCAUGUUCCCUCGCGCCGACAUUGAGCCCUUUGCCAAGGACCUCCUCGGCCAUCUGUUCAAGCUCAUUGAGAAGGAGUCGAGCCCUGCCAAGCUGCAGGAGAACGAGUUCCUGAUGCGAUGCGUCAUGAGAAUCCUGAUUGUCAUCAAGGAUGGCGCUGUCCCCUUGCUGGAGAAUGUGCUCACUCACCUCAUUCUCAUCACCAAUGUCAUGAAGCAGAACCCUAGUAACCCUCGCUUCUACUACUACCACUUCGAGGCUAUCGGCGCUCUUGUCCGAUACUGCGCAGCCACCAAUGCCGCUCUCUUCAACGAGAAGCUGUGGGGACCCUUCCACCAGAUUCUGGUUGAGGAUGUCACGGAAUUCAUGCAAUACGUCUUCCAGGUUCUGGCCCAGUUGCUCGAGUCGAGCCCGUCUGAGACCAUCUCGGACAACUACAAGGCUCUUCUUGGCCCCCUGCUCAACCCUACCUUGUGGGAGACACGAGGCAAUGUUCCCGCAUGCACUCGUCUGCUGUCUGCCGUUAUCCCUCGCGCCUCUCAAGCCAUCAUUGCUGAGAACCAGCUUGAGCCCGUCCUGGGCAUUUUCCAGAAGCUUCUGAGCGGUAAGAAGUCGGAGCUGCUCGCUUUUGAUAUCCUCGACUCCAUCGUCAAGACCUUUGAGCCCUCUGUUCUGGACCAGUACUUUGGCACCAUUCUCCGCCUGGUUUACACCAAGCUUCAAGGAAACCCGGCGGACUCUUUCAAGUUGCGCUUCGUGCGAUUCUACCACCUUGUCGCUGCCCGUCUGGAAGUGGGCUACGGCACUGAUUACUUCAUCAAGCAGUCCGACUCGGUCGAGGAGGGUGUCUUCACCAAGGUCUACCCGGUUUUUGUGCUGGCUGAGACGCAGAAGCUCGCUCGCCCUGUCGACCGCAAGGUUGCUGUUGUGUCCCUGACCAAGACCCUGUGCGACUCUCAGGCAUUCGCGCAGAAGUUCAUGAAGGGCUGGGCCAACACCUGCCGUAUUCUCCUCACGCUCCUCGCCAACCCUCCCACCGUGGCUGCUGGUACGGGUGACGAGAUUGUCGCUGAGGCCGACGUGGAUGACAUUGGCUUUGGCAUGUCGUUCACAGCGCUCAACACUUGCAAGGCCCUCGUCCGCGAUGACUUCCCAGAGGUUCAGGACGUCGCCAAGUGGGUGCAUGAGUACAUGAUCGCCGCGAACCAGCGACAUGGUGGUGCUGUCGAAGGAUUCAUCGGCCAGCGACUGGGCCCCGAAGAGCAGGCUGCCAUUGCCCAGUACAUCCGAUAA
Fusarium keratoplasticum is the source of this 2880-nucleotide messenger RNA. RefSeq names its product Importin N-terminal domain-containing protein. Gene Ontology annotation, molecular function: nuclear export signal receptor activity; small GTPase binding. Gene Ontology annotation, biological process: protein import into nucleus; protein export from nucleus. Lineage: Eukaryota; Fungi; Ascomycota; Sordariomycetes; Hypocreales; Nectriaceae. The coding region runs from base 1 to 2880 and encodes 959 amino acids. The transcript is spliced from 7 exons. The record is from RefSeq and is a predicted model, not a curated record. Gene Ontology annotation, cellular component: nuclear envelope; cytosol.